Molecule: messenger RNA, 549 nt
Organism: Dermacentor andersoni
Lineage: Eukaryota; Metazoa; Arthropoda; Arachnida; Ixodida; Ixodidae
Source: RefSeq, a predicted model, not a curated record
GAGGGCCGCAUGGGUGGCGAAGUACGCGCCACCAAUCGACUGCUGUGCACAGCCGGGAGCAGAGCUUCCUCGGAGGAGAUGCUGCCGCCGGACGGACUCUGCGACCUGAUGUUCUACACGGAUGUCGUGUGGCAGGACGGAGCGCUGCGCGGUGCCCAGAACAAGGAGAGCUGGGAAGCUUUCCAGGCUGCUGCCGAAGCAGCCACGAGAAGCGGACACGGACUGUCAGUCGAUUACGGAAGAGCCAAUGACCUUUUCGGGAGCCUCACUACACCUCUGGGUCGGCAGAAGCUACGCGAGCUGUUUUUCAAGAACGUCGUCCACUACGGCAUAUUGAAAGCAACGGGAACGGUGGCGCAGCUCCUUGAAGAUAUGCAUGGAAAGCUAACACUGCUGAAGGCGCUGAAGCAGCUCCAAGAAAAGUUCAUGUCCGAGGCCCCAAUGACGAAGCCGAGGCUGGGCAUUGCUCUCGGCGUCAGAUUCACCACUUACGACAGCCCUGACGACAGCAAGCUUCAUUCUGCAGCAAUGACAGCUAUGUCCAAGUAG